UUUGCCAGCCUCAUCCACUGUCCAAGCCGUUCCAUCAUCUUAUACUGUACUUACAUGGCGACGGCGACGGCGAUGGCCGUGGCGGGAGCAGCCGCCUCCUGCUCCCUCGCCUGCGCCUCCCGGCCGCCGCGCCCGCCGCGCCGGAGAGGUACCGCGCCGCCGCGCGCUGCUGCGGAGGCGGUGGAGAUACGGGUCUGCACGAACCGCACGUGCGCGCGGCAGGGCGGGCGCGAGGUGCUCGCGGCGCUCGAGGGGCUCUCGCCGCCCCCGCCGCGCGUCGACGUGGCGUCCUGCGGUUGCCUGGGCCGCUGCGGGGCCGGGCCCAACGUCGGCGCCUCCGUCCCGGGCCGCGGCAACGCCGUGUUCGGCCACGUGGGCACGGCGGCCCGCGCCGCGCGGCUCCUGGAGCACCUCCUCGGCGCCGCCGAGUUCGACGCAGCCGCGGGGCUCGCCGCGCUGGCCCUACGGGAGAAGGCCGAGGCCGCGCUCGCCGAGGGGGACGCCGCCCAGGCGGAGGCCCUCUUCACCGAGAGCAUUGCGAUGGAUGCUCCCGGUGGACUGCAUCUGGCCUACGGAGGCAGGUGUAAGGCGAGACUGGCGAUUGGGGAUACCGCCGGCGCGCUCGCGGAUGCCGAUGAAGCGACAAGGAUAGCUCCCAAAUUUCCUCAGUUUAUCGGACAAUUAUACACACUUAAAAUUUGGUGCUUGCCUUUCUUGAUAAAAGCUGCACGUAACCUUCCUGCCUCUGAAGCAUCAAGUCUUGUGGGCAAUAUAUAUGCAGUGUCACUUGUUGCGAGGGGACGCGCUGUUUGCAAUGGGAGAGUACCACUCGGCAGAGGAUGCGUUUGCACGCGCCUUGGAUCUUGACCCAUCUAUUCGUCGCUCCAAGUCUUUCAAGGCCCGCUUGGAAAAGCUACGGGAGAAGCUUGUCAGUGUCAGCAGUUCAUCAUAGUUCACACUGAAAACUGCACUUGUAAGAUGAGAUGAAAAGGUUCAUCAAGCAAGAAAUGUAUGUAUAGCUUGUGGGUUCACCAGUCUAUAUAAUUCUCAAUGCAACCUCUGCAAGUGUCACAUCUAGCUAGCUUUGCUCGUUCAUUUUAACAUUAUGUAGUGUACAGAGAUCUUCCGUUGACUCCUUAGAAGAAAGAGGCGAUGUGUUGACCAUCAUUGUUGUGUCCAUGUACUUUGGAACUCGAUAUAUCAUGUUUGAAAUAA
This is a messenger RNA of Triticum aestivum (bread wheat), 1215 nucleotides long. RefSeq names its product small glutamine-rich tetratricopeptide repeat-containing protein 2. The coding region runs from base 55 to 867 and encodes 270 amino acids. The record is from RefSeq and is a predicted model, not a curated record. NCBI's taxonomy places the organism in Eukaryota, Viridiplantae, Streptophyta, Magnoliopsida, Poales, Poaceae. Gene Ontology annotation, molecular function: protein binding. The transcript has 5 exons.